Pongo pygmaeus (Bornean orangutan) is the source of this 2290-nucleotide messenger RNA. It is a transcript of the gene GPR146, whose product is annotated as G protein-coupled receptor 146. Gene Ontology annotation, cellular component: membrane. The transcript is spliced from 2 exons. Bases 142 to 1551 code for a protein of 469 amino acids. Gene Ontology annotation, molecular function: G protein-coupled receptor activity. NCBI's taxonomy places the organism in Eukaryota, Metazoa, Chordata, Mammalia, Primates, Hominidae. Gene Ontology annotation, biological process: G protein-coupled receptor signaling pathway. The record is from RefSeq and is a predicted model, not a curated record.
CCCAGGACCUGGGGGUGCUGUGGCGGCACUGUGGCUGGGCACCUGGGGGCGCUGUGGCGGCACUGUGGCUGGGCACACCCAGCAGCGGCCUAGCUCUGUGUGCCUGUCACCACCUGACCCUCACUGCGGCUGCUGGGCGGCAUGCACCAGGACUGCACGAUGACCCACACCUCCCGUCCUGCCCGCCAGCCUCUAGAUGGGAAUUCCCACAUCCACCCACCCGCCCAUCUGCCAGCUGCCUGCAUGCCUGGCCAUAGGGCCGUGUCGCCUGCUGUGGGGCGCACGCUGCUGUUGGCACUGGGGGCCUGGGCCCUGGCUCCUCUGUGCUCUCCACCUCCCGAGCCUCCUCUUCCUGCCCUGCUGUGGCCCUGUGUGUGGUGUGGGUCUUGCAGUGGCAGGACUCCAGUGGCAGGUGAGGACCCACUCCCGCAGCCGGCCUCCUCACUGCUCUUGCCUCCGGGCAUGGGAACGAUGCCAUCUGCUCGUCUGCCUGAGAUGCUUUCUACUCCACUCCGAGAGCAGGAGGGUCGCGGAGCCUCGCCGGCCGCCAUGUGGAGCUGCAGCUGGUUCAACGGCACAGGGCUGGUGGAGCAGCUGCCUGCCUGCCAGGACCUGCAGCUGGGGCUGUCACUGUUGUCACUGCUGGGCCUGGUGGUAGGCGUGCCAGUGGGCCUGUGCUACAACACCCUGCUGGUGCUGGCCAACCUACACAGCAAGGCCAGCAUGACCAUGCCGGACGUGUACUUUGUCAACAUGGCAGUGGCAGGCCUGGUGCUCAGCGCCCUGGCCCCUGUGCACCUGCUCGGCCCUCCGAGCUCCCGGUGGGCACUGUGGAGCGUGGGCGGCGAGGUCCACGUGGCACUGCAGAUCCCCUUCAAUGUGUCCUCACUGGUGGCCAUGUACUCCACUGCCCUGCUGAGCCUCGACCACUACAUCGAGCGUGCACUGCCGCGGACCUACAUGGCCAGCGUAUACAACACGCGGCACGUGUGCGGCUUCGUGUGGGGCGGCGCGAUGCUGACCAGCUUCUCCUCGCUGCUCUUCUACAUCUGCAGCCAUGUGUCCACCCGCGCGCUGGAGUGUGCCAAGAUGCAGAACACAGAAGCUGCCGACGCCACGCUGGUGUUCAUCGGCUACGUGGUGCCAGCUCUGGCCGCCCUCUACGCGCUGGUGCUACUGUCCCGCGUCCGCAGGGAGGACACGCCCCUGGACCGGGACACGGGACGGCUGGAGCCCUCGGCACACAGGCUUCUGGUGGCUACCGUGUGCACGCAGUUUGGGCUCUGGACGCCGCACUAUCUGAUCCUGCUGGGGCACACGGUCGUCGUCUCGCGAGGGAAGCCUGUGGACGCACACUACCUGGGGCUACUGCACUUUGUGAAGGAUUUCUCCAAACUCCUGGCCUUCUCCAGCAGCUUCGUGACACCGCUUCUCUACCGCUACAUGAACCAGAGCUUCCCCAGCAAGCUCCGACGGCUGAUGAAGAAGCUGCCCUGCGGGGACCGGCACUGCUCCCCGGACCACAUGGGGGUGCAGCAGGUGCUGGCGUAGGCGGCCCAGUCCUCCUGGGGAGACGUGACUCUGGUGGACACAGAGCACUUAGUUACCCUGGACGCUCUCCACAUCCUUCCAGAAGGAGACGAGCUGCUGGAAGAGAAGUAGGAGGGGUGUCUUUCUUGAAUUUUCCUUUUUCCCACAAAUGCCACUCUUGAGCCAAGGCCGUGGUCCCCGUGGCUGGCAUCUGGCUUGAGUCUCCCCGAGGCCUGUGCGUCUACCGAACACGCAGCUCAAGGUCCACAUCCGCAAAAGCCUCCUCGCCUUCAGCCUCCUCAGCAUUCAGUUUGUCAAGUGAUGAACGCUUAGAGCCAGUAUUUAUACUUUGUGGUUAAAAUACUUGAUUCCCCCUUGUUUGUUUUAUAAAAACAGAUGUUUUCUAGAAAAAUGACAAGUAUUAAAAUGAACAAAAUCCUACGAAAGAAUGGCAACAGCCGGGGUGGCCGGGCCCUGCCAGUGGGCGGCGGGUGCUAGCCGGGCUGCUGGGUGUACCGCGGUCACCACAGGGUUCUGAGAACAUUUCACAGAAGUGCCUGAGACGCAGAGACAUGGCUGGUGUUAAAUGGAGCUAUUCAGUAGCAGUGACGCGCUCUCCUCAGCCACCAAAUGUCCCUGACACCCUCCCCAGCCCCCACAGAUAACAUCAGCUGAGGUUUUUUUCAGUAUGAACCUGUCCUAAAUCAACUCCUCAAAGUGUGCACAAAACUAAAGAAUAUAAAUAAACAAAAGAAAGUAA